Molecule: messenger RNA, 612 nt
Organism: Rodentolepis nana
Lineage: Eukaryota; Metazoa; Platyhelminthes; Cestoda; Cyclophyllidea; Hymenolepididae
Source: the annotation of a GenBank genome assembly
AUGAAUAUGCCCUUGCAAAGUGAUGGAACGGUCUUUUUCAACGCAACUCUCUUCGCUUUAGUGCGGCGAAAUCUACGAAUUAAAGUCCCGGAAGACGAUGAAAAGGAAAAGUCGUUGGAUCAAUUAAAUGAGGAGUUGCGAUCGGUGAUUAAGAAGAUCUGGAAACGAACGAGUCCCAAACUGUUGGAUCAAAUUCUUCCUCCCAAAGAGUUGGAUGUGGUGACGGUUGGUAAAUUCUACGCAACUUUCUUGAUCCAAAAUUGGUUCCGUGAAUGGCAAAAGAGGAAGAUGAUCCAAAAGGACACUCGAUAUAUUCCUCAGAUCAUGCAAUUUCUCAAACUCUGCAUUUACCCCUUAUCACAGGCUGGCGAUCGUUCAAUGCCACAUCAGCCGACAAUUGUGGGUUUCCCGCGUCGUUGUUCCUCUGAUCUCACCGGCGACGACAUCCAACGCAGAAAAGGCGAAAAGAAUCUUGCGCCUCACUAUUUGAUUUUCAUAUGCGGUGAAGAUUUUCAGGAACACACUCCGACUCCUCCAAAAGUUCAAAGCACAUCUGAACACCAACACGCGAUUAGAACGAGGAUGGUUGAGUGGAGUUAUCCCGAAAUAUGA